UUAUGCUCCACUUGUUGUUGAUUUUAGGGGUUGUUUAAGGAAGAAAUAAUUCUAAUAAUGAUACUAUUAGAAUUCAAACUCCAGGUUGAUAUUGUCCUAUAUUCCUUUAGAAUAUGAAAAAAAUAUGAACAACACUAAAAACAUUUUUUAUUCUUGUGCAAUCACAUCAUCAUCCUACUUGACAUAUAAUGAUGAUGUAGUAAUGAACUAAUUAAAUUCAAUCAUAGAAGCCUAUUAAACUAUUGAAUCAUCAGAAGUUAGAUUCGAAACUUAAAGAAAAGCUAGUAAGAGAAUCUAAAUUGAUGCUGUUUAAUAUUGCAUUCUUAGAUAAUCUGCGAUGAUAGCCUAAUAAGUAAUUCAAAUAUUAGUAAAAUAUUUUUAGAUGUAUGACGAAAUAUAAGUUGGACAAUUCAAUGUCUCCAAGUAUUAUUAUUUAAUGAAUGAGUUUGAUUUGUCAAAAUACCAAAAUCAAUCUGUUAAAAUUACUUUUGAUCCAGAAGAAGAAUCUGUAUGGAGAAUCAUGGAAGUAAUUAAAUUUGUUAUUCUAGGAUUUCUAAGCAAAAUCUAGGGAAGCUAUGGGUGAUGAUGAAUUUGAUGGAUUAAACUAUUACUAGUACCCUGAUUACAUGGAGAACCAAUAUGAAACCAAAGUAUUUGGUUAAUCUAUUGACAAAAAAUCAAACUUUUCAAUUCUAAUCUUUGCUUCAGUGUUUAUAUCCUUUUUUGCCAUAAUGGUUUUAGGUAUCAAAAUAAAAUAUUGUAGCUUAUAAUGCGUUGAAAAAUACCCACAAGAAAAUUGAUUAAAAGAAAGAAAAGAAAUCUAAAAAGCAGAAAUGA
Molecule: messenger RNA, 837 nt
Organism: Paramecium sonneborni
Lineage: Eukaryota; Ciliophora; Oligohymenophorea; Peniculida; Parameciidae
Source: the annotation of a GenBank genome assembly